GCGCGCGCGAGGCCUCGGGGCGGGGCGCGAUGGCGGAGCCCGGGUGAGGCGCGGGUUUACUGUCCAAGAGGAUUUAUACCUUGCUUAAAAAGAUGCCUGCUGCCUGUGAGUCAGUGCUUGAGGAUAUUGAAGACAUUGUGUCAGCAGAGGAUUUGAAGCCGCACGACCGGCAGUUUGUGAGAAGGAAUGUUUUUCCCAAAGUGCGAAAGCGCAACUCCCAGAAGAACGCUCAGACAGAUGAUGAGCCACCAAGUGACAGCAUUAUUCCUGGUGUUCAGAAAAUCUGGAUUCGUACGUGGGGAUGUUCUCACAAUAAUUCAGAUGGUGAAUACAUGGCUGGACAGCUGGCUGCAUAUGGAUACAAAAUUACAGAUAACUCUGAUGAAGCAGAUUUAUGGUUGCUGAACAGUUGUACAGUAAAAAAUCCUGCUGAGGACCACUUCAGAAACUCAAUCAAGAAAGCCCAAGAAGGGAAGAAGAAAGUUGUGCUAGCAGGCUGUGUACCACAAGCUCAACCUCGCCAGGAGUACCUGAAAGGCUUAAGUAUUAUAGGGGUUCAGCAGAUAGAUCGUGUAGUAGAAGUUGUGGAGGAAACUAUUAAAGGUCAUUCUGUGAGACUGCUGGGUCAGAAAAAGGAUAAUGGAAAACGUUUGGGGGGAGCACGACUGGAUUUGCCAAAGAUUAGGAAGAAUCCACUGAUAGAAAUAAUUUCCAUCAAUACAGGGUGUCUCAAUGCAUGUACCUACUGUAAAACUAAGCACGCCAGAGGAGAUCUAGCAAGUUAUCCUAUUGAAGAACUGGUGGACAGAGCCAAGCAGUCUUUUCAAGAGGGUGUUUGUGAGAUAUGGCUGACCAGUGAAGACACAGGGGCUUAUGGCAGAGACAUUGGCACAGACCUCCCCACGCUUCUGUGGAAGCUGGUUGAAGUUAUUCCUGAGGGAGCUAUGCUGAGGCUUGGCAUGACAAACCCUCCCUAUAUUUUAGAGCAUCUGGAGGAAAUGGCCAAGAUUCUCAAUCAUCCAAGAGUGUAUGCUUUUCUACACAUACCAGUCCAGUCAGCCUCUGACAGUGUGCUCAUGGACAUGAAAAGAGAAUACUGUGUGGCAGACUUCAAACAAGUAGUGGAUUUCCUUAAAGAAAAAGUGCCUGGAAUAACAAUUGCUACAGACAUCAUCUGUGGAUUUCCAGGAGAGACAGAUGAAGAUUUUCAAGAAACUAUGAAACUUGUAGAACUGUACAGGUUUCCAAGCUUGUUUAUUAAUCAAUUCUACCCACGUCCAGGAACCCCAGCUGCAAAAAUGCCUCAAGUUCCAGCUGCAGUGAAAAAACAGAGAACGAAGGAUCUGUCCCAGCUGUUUCAUUCAUACAACCCAUAUGAUCAUAAGGUUGGUGAGAGGCAGAGAGUUCUGGUAACAGAAGAAUCCUUUGACUCCAAUUACUACGUUGCUCACAAUCCUUUCUAUGAGCAGGUUCUUGUGCCAAAGGAUCCUCUGUUAAUGGGUAAGAUGGUAGAAGUGAAUAUUUAUGAAGCUGGGAAACAUUUUAUGAAGGGGCAGCCAGUAUCAGAUGCCAGAGUUCAUACUGCAUCCAUCAGCAGACCGUUAGCAAAAGGAGAAGUUUCUGGUUUAACAGAGGAGUUCCGACGUUCAGCGCAGAAUGGCACAAAGUGGAAAGCACAGCCUAAUGCUGAGAUCCCAGUGAAAACACGGCUCAGCUCCUGGAUGGCUUUGCAGCUGCCAUGGCAACAAGAGGGAGGUGGACUGAAGAUCCUGUCUGUCAGCCUGGCUCUACUGGCAGUUCUUGUUAUGUUUUACUACGGAGGAAUGAAAACAGAACUGUGAACUGAAUGGGGCUUUUAUCUAAACAAUGAAACUGCUGUUCAAAAUCUUCAAAGGAAACACUUUUACCAGCAAAUCUUUUUUUUAUUUUAGAAAAAAAAAAAAAGCUAAUAUAAAUUGGGCAAUAAUUUGUACUCACUCUAUGCCUUUCCUGUCAUUCAAAGGAGAGAACAUUAAUAAGCUGUGGGAAGGCCUAUCUUGCCAAAACCUGAGAUCCUUGCUUGGUAGAACAGGUUGUUACAUCUUCUCUUUUCUUUUUUUUCCUAAAAUGAUGCAACGUUUGCAUCACAUGCUCUUUCCAUAUUUGCUGUAUCAGAUAAAAUUGCAUUAGUUUUUUAAGGAAUCUUUCCAUUGAUUGAUAUUGGUCAUCUUGUAUGGGUAGAUUAUUUAAAGCUUUCCUAAAGAUUUUGCUUGAUGCAGUGUGAUUGUUUGAUAUCUGUCUUUUUACAUUAGAAUGAACACUGCCAGGCCAUUAAAGUUUGUUAUUUGUUGCUAUUUA
Messenger RNA from Melozone crissalis (California towhee), 2337 nucleotides. It is a transcript of the gene CDKAL1, whose product is annotated as CDK5 regulatory subunit associated protein 1 like 1. The record is from RefSeq and is a predicted model, not a curated record. Gene Ontology annotation, molecular function: tRNA (N(6)-L-threonylcarbamoyladenosine(37)-C(2))-methylthiotransferase activity; 4 iron, 4 sulfur cluster binding. Gene Ontology annotation, biological process: tRNA methylthiolation. Gene Ontology annotation, cellular component: endoplasmic reticulum. The transcript has 16 exons. Lineage: Eukaryota; Metazoa; Chordata; Aves; Passeriformes; Passerellidae. Bases 93 to 1841 code for a protein of 582 amino acids.